This is a messenger RNA of Cantharellus anzutake, 863 nucleotides long. RefSeq lists its product as uncharacterized. Gene Ontology annotation, molecular function: nucleic acid binding. The record is from RefSeq and is a predicted model, not a curated record. Bases 377 to 664 code for a protein of 95 amino acids. The transcript is spliced from 5 exons. Lineage: Eukaryota; Fungi; Basidiomycota; Agaricomycetes; Cantharellales; Hydnaceae.
CCCCCCCUUCCACCUUCAUACUCUUGAGAGUACUUUUACUUGUGGCAAAGUUCCAUCAUGUGCCUCAGCUUAUCGACCCAGAUCGUUGUGGGCAAGCAGGGUCCAAUCUUGGCUAGCGUCUGCCUCGUGAACUAUUCAGGAAGUGUCAUACUCGACGUCUUAGUUUUGUCAACGGAAGAAGUGAUCGACUACCUUACCGAGGGGACUGGAUUCUUGCCCUCUCAUUUUACUCCUUCUGGUCAAGGCAGAUAACCGCAUCGACGGCGGUCUGUUACUGAGUGCUCAAAUUGCAGCCGAUGUUUGGGAGUUCAGUGCCGUCCGGAAGCACGUUGAAGAGUGUAUCCGAGGACAUCGCCUCGUUGGAUACGAACUGUGGAUGUCUCUCCAGGCGCUGCGAUUAGUCCAUCCUGCGGCCGAGGCGAGAGACUUGGCUACCUACAGUCCAAUCCUACCGAUGUUGACUCCUGUGGACGACGGCUUACGUCUGUUAGCAGCUUAUCUCCUCGGACGAAGUAUACAUGACGGGUACGAGAAUGCGGUUGAAGAUGCCCAGACAAUGAUGUCCCUCUUUCAGGUAUUGGAAGAAGUAUGGGAAAGGACAAUUACGGCGAAUGUAUGGCCGAGUAUUUUGCCACCCGAAGAAUUCUCAGAGUGGUAUACAUAGUACAUGCACUGAAUCCCGGGUACCGUAUCCAGCUGAACGACCUCACCACCACCACCACCACCACCACUGGCCAUCUCUAGUUCUGUCUGGUAAUAACGGCUUUGAUGAAAUUUGUGGCCAACCUCCAAGUUUUUGCUGUAAUUUAUAUUUGUUUCCUUCCCAAGCCCGGUAUAUAAUUGACAGGAUGCGGCGCAGCUGC